This is a messenger RNA of Temnothorax curvispinosus, 1193 nucleotides long. Its product is annotated as juvenile hormone esterase-like. The annotation marks the transcript as partial. The transcript has 5 exons. The record is from RefSeq and is a predicted model, not a curated record. Lineage: Eukaryota; Metazoa; Arthropoda; Insecta; Hymenoptera; Formicidae.
UCGCAAAGCGGCGUCAUAAGGUGUCCUUGGGCUUUUACCGAACAACAACUACAUUCGGACAGAGGUUUUCGGCUCGCCGAGAAACUUGGAAAAGCGACCGCAGAUCCGAAAGUCGCUUACGAGUUCCUCAAAACAAUCGAUGCGAAAAAGCUUAUAGAAACUGAACGGAAGUUUCUCUUGACGGAAUCAGAGCGUAAACAAUUCAGCUUUAUAUUUACACCCUCUUUGGAUCACGAAUCAUCGAAUCCAUUUUUCCCGGAAGAUCCAGAGACGUUUAUGUGCCGCGAGGUUAAAGUACCAUUUCUUUUAGGUUUUACCAGUUGCGAGGGAUCUAUUCUGAUAUGUAGUGACUUUAACGGACACAUAAGCAAAGAGGAUCUUGAAGCAGUCAAUUCCGAUUUCAAGAAAACUAUAUUACCCAGAUGUUUAUCUACAUUAUCAAAAAUAUCAAUCACAAUCGAAGAAUUGAAAUCUUUAUAUUUUGGUGACAAAGCAGUGUCAGAGGAAACUCUAAUAAAUUACGUUAAUUUUAUCAGCGAUGAAUUCGUCUGUCGUAGCAUAAUGGAAGUGGUGGAUAUUCAGACAAAAUUGAAUAAUAAUGAUAACAAAGCGACGUAUCUGUAUCAAUUUUCAUAUGAGAGUGAAAAUAAUCCCUUGAGAAAAAUAGUUAAAGUUCAGACUCCAGGUGUGACUCAUAGCGAGGAAUUGGCGUACUUAUUUCAUCCUUAUAUGAUAAGAAAUUUGGGCUUAUCAGCACCUGCAGUUGAUUCGGAAGACUAUAAGAUGAUAAAUUGUUUAACGCAAAUGUGGACAGAUUUUGCUAAAACAGGAAAUCCAACGCCUACUACAAAUUUGUGGUUGUCAGUGACUGAUUCACAAAGCGGAAAAUACAAUUAUCUGAAUAUCGAUACAAACUCGCAAAUAAAGGUCUUCCGUAAAGGAGAAGAAAGAUGGGAUUGGGAAAAGAAGAAAAAUAAGUUACGGCGCUAAAAUUUUAUCUAUUAUACGUUAAAAUUAGGUUUCUCCGGGUACCUUUUGCGUUUAUAAAUAUUCUUAUUUUUCAAAGAUAUUUUAUAUAACGGAAUGUGGGCACUAUUAUUAUUCCCCUUAAGUACAGGAUAGGUUUUAGUUAGUAGAAAUAAGGAGACUAUAAUGUUUUUUAAACUAUGACUUAUUAAAAUCAAGAAAUUUUA